This is a messenger RNA of Echinops telfairi (small Madagascar hedgehog), 927 nucleotides long. Its product is annotated as olfactory receptor 4N4C. Gene Ontology annotation, molecular function: G protein-coupled receptor activity; olfactory receptor activity. Gene Ontology annotation, biological process: G protein-coupled receptor signaling pathway. NCBI's taxonomy places the organism in Eukaryota, Metazoa, Chordata, Mammalia, Afrosoricida, Tenrecidae. Gene Ontology annotation, cellular component: membrane. The transcript has a single exon. Bases 1 to 927 code for a protein of 308 amino acids. The record is from RefSeq and is a predicted model, not a curated record.
AUGGAGAUUAGAAACAGCACGGUGGUGACAGAAUUUAUCCUUAUCGGUCUUGCUCAGUCUCAAGAUAUUCAGCUCCUGGUCUUUGUGCUGAUCUUAAUUUUCUAUCUCAUCAUCCUCCCUGGAAAUUUCCUCAUCAUCUUCACCAUUAGAUCAGACCCUGGGCUCUCAGCCCCACUCUACUUCUUCCUGGGAAACCUAGCUUUUCUGGAUGCGUCCUAUUCCUUCAUUGUGGCUCCCAGGAUGCUGGCGGACUUCCUCACGGAGAAGAAGGUGAUUUCCUACAAAGGCUGCAUCACCCAGCUCUUCUUCUUGCACUUUCUUGGUGGAGGAGAGGGGCUACUUCUUGCUGUGAUGGCCUUUGAUCGCUACAUGGCUAUCUGUCGGCCUUUACACUAUUCAACUCUCAUGAACCCUAGAGUGUGUUAUGCACUACUGUUGGCUUUGUGGUUUGGGGGUUUUGUCCACUCCAUUAUCCAGGUAGUUCUCAUCCUUCGCUUGCCCUUCUGUGGCCCAAACCAGCUGGAUAACUUCUUCUGUGAUGUCCCACAGGUCAUCAAGCUGGCCUGCACGGACACCUUUGUGGUGGAGCUCCUAAUGGUCUUCAACAGUGGCUUGCUCACGCUCCUGUGUUUCUUAGGACUCCUGGUCUCCUAUGCAGUCAUCCUCUGCCAUGUGCACAGGUCUUCUUCCGAAGCAAAGAACAAGGCUCUGUCGACAUGCACAACUCACAUCAUUAUUAUAUUUCUCAUGUUUGGACCUGCCAUCUUCAUCUACACCCGGCCUUUCAGGGCCUUACCUGCCGACAAGGUGGUUUCAUUCUUUCACACAGUGAUCUUUCCUUUGAUGAACCCUGUGAUUUAUACUCUUCGUAACCAGGAAGUGAAAUCGUCCAUGCGGAGGUUAUUGGGUAGACAUGUAGUCUGUUAG